Messenger RNA from Ambispora gerdemannii, 654 nucleotides. The record is from the annotation of a GenBank genome assembly. NCBI's taxonomy places the organism in Eukaryota, Fungi, Glomeromycota, Glomeromycetes, Archaeosporales, Ambisporaceae.
AUGAGGCAUCGAAAAAUCAAAAAAUUUAAAGAGAAAACGGCUCAAGAUCUUAUACUUAAUAUUGAGGACAAAAAAACUACAUUAAGUAAAAGUCAGUUCUAUCAGCAACUAAAAGACACAAUACAAGAUUCUCUUUCGUCGUCAAUUAGAUCAUCACUUGUAGAUAUAGUUUGUUAUGGAAUUGGUAGUAUAAAAGAUUCGCGUAUUACUCAAUUUCAAUUCUCAUUGCUUUUACUGCUACGAGAUUUAUUUCAGGCAACAUCGUUGGAUUUCGAGGUGUUGGUGUAUUACGGGAUAAUUUCGAUCGAAGAAAACGAGAAAGCAAAGCGUAAAAUAACACAGCCUACACUUUUCUAUAUGCCGCAUUGCCCAAUUGGGUUGUAUAACAAUCUGAUUGGAGCAAAUUGGCAAAGAUAUAGUUUAACUAAUAUGUUAUUGAUAGGGAAUCGACUGGAAUUUUAUGCGGAGCGCUCGACUGAUAAUACCUUAUGGCCUGACGAAACGUUCAAUGAGACGUGUUGGCAUUGGUUCCCGGCCAGUAAAAUAUUAGCGCGUUGUGGAAAGAAUAUUGUAGAUGGUAAUGAUGAUGAAGAAUUCUGGAGAUCAAAGUGGACAAAUCACACAGAGGAAGCAGAUGAUCCUGAAAUUAUUUGA